AUGGCUUUCCGGCGUGCCUUGACGCUCAAGGCAGCGUCGUCUCCUUUGCUCUCGACGGCGGUUGUGCCCUCCAGGGCCGCUGCUGCUUGGUUUACCUCUAGCCGGGCUUCGUCCAGCUCGACCUCUGCGCUCGCCUACAAGGCGCUGCAUCGCCGUUCGCCUCUGCCGCUGCCCGUGGCUGAAUCUUCGCCUCAAUGGGAUGCUCCGGCAGCCGUGUCGUCCAUUCUCUACGAGACGCCCGUUCCUCCUACAAAUCCCCCGAAGCGGCACGUCCUGAACUGUCUGGUGCAGAAUGAGCCGGGAGUGCUGUCGCGCGUCUCGGGCAUUCUUGCCGCCCGUGGGUUCAACAUUGACAGCCUGGUCGUCUGCAACACCGAGGUUGAGGACCUCUCUCGCAUGACCAUCGUCCUUCGCGGCCAGAAUGGUGUGGUUGAGCAGGCCCGUCGCCAGCUUGACGAUCUCGUUCCCGUCUGGGCCGUGCUCGACUAUACCGACUCGGCUCUGGUGCAGCGUGAGCUUCUCCUGGCCAAGGUCAGUCUCCUGGGACCGGAGUUUUUCGAGGAGUUGCUUCAGCAUCACCGCGAGAUCACCGCUCCCGGAGAGCCUCUCGAUGGUCAGAAGGACUCCCAGGCGGCUGGCCCGGAACCCACCGAGUUCCACCCCCGCAAGCUGCCUCCCAGCCAGGCUUUGAGACAUAAGCACGAGCAUCUCGAUGCUAUCACCCAUCUGACCCACCAAUUUGGCGGCAAGGUCCUGGAUAUCAGCGUCAACAACUGCAUCGUCGAAGUUUCCGCCAAGCCUAGCCGUAUCGACUCCUUCCUCAAGCUGAUCGGCCCCUUCGGUAUCCUCGAGUCCACCCGUACAGGCUUGAUGGCCCUGCCGCGCUCUCCUCUCGACGAGGCCGGUGAAGAGCUGGAGAAGGAAGCCGCCGAUGUGGUCGAUGCCAGCACCCUCCCCCCUGGUUAA
This is a messenger RNA of Penicilliopsis zonata CBS 506.65, 966 nucleotides long. RefSeq lists its product as hypothetical. Bases 1 to 966 code for a protein of 321 amino acids. Gene Ontology annotation, biological process: branched-chain amino acid biosynthetic process. Gene Ontology annotation, cellular component: mitochondrial nucleoid; acetolactate synthase complex. NCBI's taxonomy places the organism in Eukaryota, Fungi, Ascomycota, Eurotiomycetes, Eurotiales, Aspergillaceae. The record is from RefSeq and is a predicted model, not a curated record. Gene Ontology annotation, molecular function: acetolactate synthase regulator activity. The transcript is spliced from 2 exons.